Messenger RNA from Peronospora belbahrii, 804 nucleotides. The record is from the annotation of a GenBank genome assembly. NCBI's taxonomy places the organism in Eukaryota, Oomycota, Peronosporomycetes, Peronosporales, Peronosporaceae.
AUGAUGAUCCCGGAGUACUCCCCACGGGGAACCUCCAUCACAUACGGAAGCGCCACGGCUGUGCCGCCCAUGGUGUACCGUCUGAGCCUCAAGCCGGCAUCACCCACGCCUUCCACAACUUCAAAGGUCUCGGCUCCUAUCGCCACGUCUCCGACAGCCACUGCAAUUGUGUACAUACAAAGCCGCCGUCCUACUAUUCCUAACAGCUCUAGUACUGGAUCACUCGGGGCAAGCGCAGGUCGUUACAACGAGCGCAGACACAAGAGCUACUCGGAGUCUGCGGUACGUCUUGAGCGCAUGUUAGCCCCUGCCGCUACAUCUAGCGUCAUUCCACAAACAGGCCCGUAUUCGGCAGGUGAUGAGAAUGACUUUAUCCGUUCGUUGACUAUCUCUGGAUACUCUAAGAACAGUCAUGGCACUUGGAUGUUUAAAGUAGACGUGGGUGGUCCCAACGACAGUAAUGCGUACGUUGUACGCCGCCGCUUUACGGACUUUAAAUUGCUCCACGAUGGAUUGUCCAAGCUGUUGAAGCUUCCUGAAUUGCCACCACAUGGCGUCGUGUCAGUGUUUCAGAUGUUGGUGUCACCGAAGAAAUUGCUUACCGCACGUGCAACGCAACUGCAGGAGCUACUAUUGGUGAUUCGUGCGCACCCGUUGCUAUUCAAGAGCAAGGCGUUUAGCUUGUUCAUUGGCAAGAAUCCGAGCAGUUACGACGCUGGGUACGUGAGCUUGUCAGGCUAUGAAGUGCCUGCAAGCCGACGCAUAAGUCCAAUGGGGUCUUUCGACACUGCCUACUCAGUUUAA